UUUCCCAACAGUCCUGGGGCUUGGGGACAAAGGUCAGUGUCACCACCAGUCACUGUCACUCCUUGGAGCGGCUCUGGGUGGCACUGAGGUCCCCCCUUUCCCACGGUGGUGACAGUGGCCGGGUUCGGCGGUGCCAUGGGGCCGCUGUGGCUCUGCCUCCUCAUCCUCACCGCGCUCUUCGGUCCCACGGCCCCACAAGACCUGGGCAGCUCGGUGUUCGUGUUCCCCCGAGAGUCCCAAAGCGCCCACGUGCAGGUGACAGCAACGCUGGAGAAACCCCUGAACAACCUCACCGUGUGCCUCAAAUCCUACACCGACCUCAGCCGGCCCUACAGCCUCUUCUCCUACGCCACCAAAAAACAGAGCAACGAGAUCCUGCUCUUCAAGCCCAAACCUGGCCAGUACGACUUCAACGUGGGCAACCAGUUCUUGUCCUUCAGGGUGCCUGAAAACCUCGGGGAGGUCGAGCACGUCUGCGUCAGCUGGGAAUCCUCCACGGGCAUCGUGAGCUUCUGGCUCAACGGGAAGCCCUGGCCCAGGAAGGGGCUGCAGAAGGGAUACACGGUGGGAGUGCCAGCAUCCAUCGUGCUGGGGCAGGACCAGGACAGCUUUGGGGGUGGUUUUGAUGCCAAGCAGUCCUUUGUGGGGGAGAUUUCAUCCGUGUACAUGUGGGACGUGGGGGUCUCCACCACGGAGGUGGUGUCGGCCAUGUACGACACACCUGGCCAAACCCCCCUUUUUGGCUGGAACAAUUUCCCCUACAAGAUCGUGGGAGAGGUGUACCUGAAGCCCUGAGGUUGUGGGGGGCUGUCCCCAAUCCCUGCUGUGUAAACCCCUCCCCAAAAGCCACCCAACAUUGCAUAAAUGGAGAAAUGUG
Zonotrichia leucophrys gambelii is the source of this 877-nucleotide messenger RNA. Its product is annotated as mucosal pentraxin-like. The record is from RefSeq and is a predicted model, not a curated record. Lineage: Eukaryota; Metazoa; Chordata; Aves; Passeriformes; Passerellidae. Gene Ontology annotation, biological process: innate immune response. The coding region runs from base 136 to 795 and encodes 219 amino acids. Gene Ontology annotation, molecular function: complement component C1q complex binding. The transcript is spliced from 2 exons.